This is a messenger RNA of Triticum urartu, 710 nucleotides long. Its product is annotated as copper transporter 3-like. Gene Ontology annotation, cellular component: plasma membrane. Gene Ontology annotation, molecular function: copper ion transmembrane transporter activity. The record is from RefSeq and is a predicted model, not a curated record. Gene Ontology annotation, biological process: copper ion transmembrane transport. NCBI's taxonomy places the organism in Eukaryota, Viridiplantae, Streptophyta, Magnoliopsida, Poales, Poaceae.
CAUAUACACCCACGCGGGCGCGGGCGCAGAUGCAACAAACGCACAGAACGCCACCAGAUCAUCAUCGGCGUCCAGCGCGCGAUGGACAUGGGAAUGGGAGGGCACGGCGUGGGCAUGGGCGGCGCCGCCGCCCCGGCGGCGGCGGCGGCGCACGGGGGCAUGCGGAUGCACUACAUGCACAUGACCUUCUACUGGGGCAAGAACUCGGAGAUCCUCUUCCACGGGUGGCCCGGCUCCAGCGGUGGCAUGUACGCGCUCGCGCUCCUCGUCGUCUUCGCUCUCGCCGUGCUCGUGGAGUGCCUCUCCUCCUCCCGCUGGCUCGAGUCCCGCCUCUCCUCCCGCGACCGGCCCGCGGCAGCGGGGGCGGCGCGCGCCGCCGUGCACGCGCUGCGCGUCGGGAUGGCGUACGUCCUCAUGCUCGCGCUCAUGUCGUUCAACGUCGGCGUGCUCCUCGUGGCAGUCGCUGGCCACGCGGUGGGGUUCCUGCUGUUCAGGGCCGGCCUGUUCGGCGGACAGGCGCAGGUGGAGGACGGAGCCAAGGACUACCUCGCGCCGGCGGCGUGCUGCUAGGUCUUCUUAUCGGCAUCAUUCAUGGGUUUGGAAAGUUUGGUGGUGUGAUCCUGUUAAUCUGGGUGAUUGCGAUCUCACCAUUCACAACCGUUCUUGUUUGGUUGCAUCUUGCAUAUCGACCGGGAUUAACUUUUUUGUCA